AUGAGGUGCGAGUUACCGAUGAUCACCAGAUGCUGCUUCUGCCUCCCGCUGAGGCUGGGCUUGCUCGUUUGGGCGUAUAUAAAGACGAUAUCCUGCACUCUACUGUUCUCGUUGCUGUUAUACCUCUUGAUCGACCAGUGCUCCCGGUAUAGUCACAUAAGCAUUUCUCAUAUGUUCAUGUUCCAAAUACCAGUCUUGAGUCUGCUUAUCACGGAUAUAACAUUUCAUAUAAUAUUUAUAAUAAGUGCUCACAAGAAAGAACACAGGAAAAUGAGGCUCUUCUACAGAUACAGUAUAUUUAGUCUGAUAAUAUACAUAUUGGGUUUUAUUAUCUCCACGACUCUUAUGAUCACGGACUCCUAUUUUAUGUUCGCGUUCAUUUUUGGAUUAUUCCAGUUGGCUAUAUUUAUGUGGAUAAUAGUUAUACAAAUGUACGUGUUAAUUCUGGUGCGGAGUGAAGUUGUGAAGCUGAAGAGGAACAUGAACUUUGAGUUCGUGAACCACGCGGCAGAGCCCGACCUGCCAUCGGCUAAGGUGGACUACGUGAAUGCUGAAGAUCUACAUUAU
Molecule: messenger RNA, 567 nt
Organism: Brenthis ino (lesser marbled fritillary)
Lineage: Eukaryota; Metazoa; Arthropoda; Insecta; Lepidoptera; Nymphalidae
Source: the annotation of a GenBank genome assembly